UCUCUCUCUCUCUCUCUCUCUCUCUCUCUCUCUCUUUCGCCGUAGGCUUUGCUUUACUCUCGAGAACCAGACCCAAAAGAAAGAUCCUUACUUCCGCAUUCAUUAUAUAUAUCCAUCCGGAGAAAAACCCAUUUUAAUAAAUCACCAAAAAGGAGCGAUCUUUGCGCUUGAAUUCUCCAAGGUUGGUCUUUAUCUUGCAACGGUAACAAAAAAAGGGUUUCACUUUUCAAAAUCCGACAGAGAAAGGACCAGACCCAGAGCUUAGCUUUCAUGUCUUUCUUCUUCUUCUUCUGACAAUCAUUACCAGAAAAGAGACAGAGACAAAAGACAGACACUUUCCAUGUCUUUUUUAAAAGUUGGCGGUGAAUACAUGGAGAGAAGAAGAAACGGAAUGGUGGGCCCUCCUGCGCCGAGGAUUCUCCAGCUGCCACGUAGGCACAUCGUUCGAAGAAAUGCUGCAAAGGGGAAGAAGACGACAACAUCAUCAUCACCGAAGAAGAAGGAUGAGAGAGUGAAACUGGAGGCUCUGUUUCACCAAGAGAGGUCUUUUCACCGCGAGGAGGAGGAGGAAAGAGGAAGAAGAAGAGGCAAAGUUGCAGACGGGAGAGAGAUUACUAGUAGGUCUUCUUCACCUGUUGAUGAAGCCAAGUGGAGGUUUCAGGCGGAGAUGCUGAGAUCAGAGUGUAAUUUACUAAGGGUUGAGAAAGAGAUCGCUAUGAAGAAGAUGGAGAGGAGGAAGAAGCGGAUGGAGAGAACACUUAGAUCUGCUGUUCUUACUCUCCUCUCUGGGAAACAGAGGAUCUCAGAAGGGGAGAAAGAAAGCAAGGCUCUGGAAGAUGAGAUUAGCUAUUUAAUUGAGAAACUGAACGAGUUGAAGUCUUCUCCAAAGGUUGAAGACAUGGAGGGUGGAAACUACUACAGACAUAACUUUGACAGGCAAGCUUCUGUUUUAAGAAGAGAGCUGGAGAGGUUAGAAGAAGGAGAGGUUUGUGUUGAAGGGAUUCAGAAAAUGGCAGAGGCUAGCUUCUUGGUCAAUCCCAACACUCUAGCUGAUCAAAAUAUAGAUACAUUGAGUAGUAAAAUGGAGGAACUGUCUAAAGGAGUAUUUGUGCAGGCGCAUGAAGAAAAGAAAGGCUGUUCUAGGCAGUGCAAAGCAGUUAUGAGGAAGAUUGCGGAUCAAGUAAGAGCAGAGGCAGAGCAGUGGUCACAAAUGCAAGACAUGUUGGGUCAAGUGAGGAAUGAAAUGGCAGAACUUCAAACUUGUCGUGAUUUUUGGCAAAACAGAGCUCUUGAAUCAGAUUAUCAGAUACAGAAUCUACAUUCCUCAGUUGAAGGAUGGAGACGAAAGGCGUUGUCAUCAGAAGCAAAGUUGAAGAACCUAGAAGCAGAGGUUUGCAGAUUACAAGAAGAGAUGAAAAGAUUGAGGAGGGAAGAUAAGGUAGAAGCAGAGAAGAACAAGUUGCCAACUGAGUCAGAAAAGAGAGUGUUGAUUUGUAGGUUGAAAGAGAACAGACAUAGUAGCAAUGGAGAUUGGUCUAAGUACAGCGAAGGGAAAGCAACAAAACCGUCGUGCUCAAGACCGCCUUUAAAAGAGAUUAGGAACGGUCCAAUGUCAGGGAGACAGAGAAACUCUAGUGUCAUGAGAAUGUAACUUGUUUUCUGAUAAAAAAAACAGAUUUCUCUUGUUUUCUCUGGUUAAUAAAAUUUACAAAUCAUGAAAACUUGAUUGAACC
Molecule: messenger RNA, 1733 nt
Organism: Raphanus sativus (radish)
Lineage: Eukaryota; Viridiplantae; Streptophyta; Magnoliopsida; Brassicales; Brassicaceae
Exons: 4
Coding region: 341-1651 (436 amino acids)
Source: RefSeq, a predicted model, not a curated record